Messenger RNA from Corvus hawaiiensis (hawaiian crow), 799 nucleotides. RefSeq names its product thrombin-like enzyme bhalternin. The coding region runs from base 263 to 712 and encodes 149 amino acids. The transcript has 5 exons. Lineage: Eukaryota; Metazoa; Chordata; Aves; Passeriformes; Corvidae. Gene Ontology annotation, molecular function: serine-type endopeptidase activity. Gene Ontology annotation, biological process: proteolysis. The record is from RefSeq and is a predicted model, not a curated record.
CGGGGGGGCCCUGCUGAGCCCCCAGUGGGUGCUGAGCGCGGCCCAUUGCAGGGCCAGCCACCUGCAGGUGCGCGCAGGUGAGCUCAGCCUGGCCCAGCCCGGGGGCCACGCUCAGUUCGCCGCCGCCGUGGAGCUCGUGGUGCACCCGGAGUUCGGCGGCGGCGCCGAUUCCCGGCGCUCCGGGAAUUCCGGGAAUUCCUCCGGGAAUUCUUCGGGCGAUUCCGGGAAUUCUUCGGGCGAUUCCGGCCGCUCCCACGACCUGAUGCUGCUCAGGGUGGAGCCGCCGUUCACCUGCGGGCCGCAGGUGAGGCCCCUCCCCCUCCCCGAGGCCCCGCCCAGCCCCGGCUCCACCUGCACCGUCAUGGGCUGGGGCAGCACCAGCAGCCCCGAGGAGUCGUACCCGGAUGUGCCCCAGUGCCUGAACGUCACCGUGCUGGGGGACGGCGCCUGCCGCGAGGCCUACGGGCCGCUGGUGACCCCGGACAUGCUGUGCGCGGGCACGGCCGAGGCCGGCAAGGACUCCUGCCAGGGUGACUCCGGGGGUCCCCUCGUGUGCCAGGGGCAGCUCCAGGCCGUGGUGUCCUGGGGGGAGCACCCCUGUGGUCAGCCCGGCCGGCCGGGGGUCUACGCCCGCGUCCAGCCCGAGCUGGCCUGGAUCCGAGAGGUCAUCGGGGAGGACGGAGUGGCCACUGACCCCUCCUGUGAGCCCUGACACCGCCGAGUGACCGCUGACACCCCUGAGUGACCACUGACCCCUCCUGAGUGACCGCUGACAACCCCUGAGUGACCACUGACCCCU